UGCAUCCGGGAUAUCGAGACCAGCGCUUUUUCUGUAGUCCUUAAUCAUAGGCAUUGUCUUGAUUCAAAGUGAACCCACAGUAUCUAGCUAUAAGCAAUACUACUAGUCGACUUCAAAAUGGAAACCAAAGGAAUUGAUAUAAAUUUCCAAAUAGAAAGAAUCGGCUUCGGAAAGUUCCAAAUUAUUGCUUUAGCUAUCGUGUGGCUGAGGUACUUUUCAUAUUCAACUACAGCCAGUCUUCUCAUCAUAUUGGAGCCCUAUCUUCGUUGCUAUUGGAAAUUGAGUUACAUGACUGCAGCAUGGCUUGUCUUGCCUGAAGCUAUCACUAAAAUAGUUGGAUCGAUCUUACUUGGCAAAAUGUCAGAUAGGUAUGGAAGGCGCAAGACGAUGAUACUUGCUUUCGUUUUCAAUUCAUAUUUGACUCUCCUUUUUUCGCUCUCAACAAGCACAGUUCUGUUGGCAUUAAUACGAGGGGCUAUUGGACUGGUAUCCACAAGCUCCACGAUAGCAUUUACCUAUGCAAUGGAAAUUCUGCCAAUAUCAAAACGCAAAUACAUGUCUAUUUUUCCAGCAGCGUUUUUUGCAGGGUGUGGGUAUGGCAUUUUAGUUGCUAUGGCUUCGCUGAAAUAUUUGUCUUGGCGAUGGUUUGAUGCUUUUUCGGAGACCAUUCCGACAGCGUUAGCGGCCCUUGGAGUGCUAUUUUUGCCGGAAUCUCCGCGAUAUUUAAUGGCUGCUAGAAAAACAGACAAGGCAAAGGAAAUCCUGCAGAAGAUGGCUAAAAAGAAUGGAGUAGUGUGUAGGUUUUCGACAUUUCCUUCAUAUGAAUCUACUAAUGCUGUGACAAUAAAACAUUUCAAAACAAAAGUUGAUGUGCGACAGCAGCAAUCAAAAUACGAAAUGGCAAAAAGGAUUGCUUUGGUCUCUUUUCUGCAAUUUUAUGGCGAAAUUGUCUCUGCAACAGUGCGUUUUGGCUCAAUGCAGUUUGGAGAAAAUUCUGAUGUUUCGGAUUGCGGAAAAUGUUCCGAGAACUUGACAUACAAAUAUCGAUGGGCGGUAGAAACUGCUGGUUUUUUCUCAGUUGACACAUCUUACUGGUUACUGAGCAAAGUUACAAGAGGGCGUACAAUAAAAAUUUUGGUUGUUUUCCUCUGUGUUUGUCUUAUACCGUUCUACUGGCCUUUGCGUGGAUGGCCUCUCGUUGUGGCAAUCGCUCUCACUGAAUUCGGGGCAGGGCCGGUUCCAGGAAAUUUUCUUGGGGGGGCUGUAAGCUCUUAUGUACCGAGUAAUUUUAGAAAAAACAAUACCAAAAAUUUUGAGCUCAACUAA
This is a messenger RNA of Rhopilema esculentum, 1326 nucleotides long. Lineage: Eukaryota; Metazoa; Cnidaria; Scyphozoa; Rhizostomeae; Rhizostomatidae. The record is from RefSeq and is a predicted model, not a curated record.